This is a messenger RNA of Gryllus bimaculatus (two-spotted cricket), 691 nucleotides long. The record is from the annotation of a GenBank genome assembly. Lineage: Eukaryota; Metazoa; Arthropoda; Insecta; Orthoptera; Gryllidae.
AAACAGCAGUUAAAUAAUUAAUAAAUCAUAUAAUGUCAUAUCAAAUAAAAGAAAAGUGGUGGUGAUAAAAAAAUCUGGGUUUUGAAGUAAAUUAACAAAAGAAGAGAAUAAGUAGUAGUAGAAGAAGAAGAAGGAGUAGAAGAAAAUGAAAAUUGGCCAUUUUUAGGGAAGGGAUUCAUUCAGAAUGAUGUGUGUUAAUCGCCCACUGACUUUCACAUAUGGAAUGAAUGAUGUAAAAAUACUGUUGGAUAUGAACACAGACAAGUUCACUGAGAAUGCAAAGCUGGGCUUCAUGAAGGACGGGCGGCUGGUGCCCUACGACAAGAACGAGGAAGAGUACAAGGUGCUCGACGUGGAAGAAGACGAAGUGAAGAAGUGCGGAAGGGAAGGGCGUAAUCGCAGGAAGGUCGCAGAAUGGCGACCGAAACAUUCUGUACCUUUGCCAUGUACACGGCGUCACCCGUACAGUCAUUUAAAUACUGGCUCCGGCCGCGGCAGCCUACACUCUCAGCGGUGGAUGUGCCCGAAGAAUCAAUCCAUCCAUCGCACAAUGUGCGACGUGUGUUUCAGCGCACGAGAAGUUCAGCGGAAAGAAGUGCCUCAUCGCCCAUUCCGCCAUGGACUGCGUGCUCAAGAAGAUGUUCGUUUAGCGCGGCCUCUGGCUGGGCGAACUGUGUGCAUUGGGGAAUAA